GGAGAGCUCCGGGGCCCCGGGGCCGAGCGGACCGGUGACCUUGGCGAGCCGACGGCCCUGCGCAGCGCGGGGAACCGGGGUAGGGCCGGGCAGAGCUCCCGGUGCCGCCCCCUGCGCGGAGCCGCACCGGCAGUACCGGCGGCACCGGAGCGCUCCUGCGGCCGGGCCCCUCCCGUGGGCUGGCACCGGCGGACACACGAUGCAUCCCCGAGGCCUCUGGGCCACUGGCCCAGCAGCUCUGCUGCUCUUCGCCAGCGUCCUGGCAUCUGAUGCACUGCCCAGCCCCCGGGGAAGGAAGAAAGUGGUGCACGUGAUGGAAGGUGACAGCGGAGCCGUGGUGGUGCAGACAGCGCCGGGCAAGGUGGUGACCCACCGAGGGGGCACCAUCAUCCUCCCCUGCCGCUAUCACUACGACGUAACCGCCCACGAUCCCGCCGAGAUCCGCCUCAAGUGGACCAAAGUGACCGAGCCCAUGGCUUUCGUGGACGUCUUCGUGGCGCUGGGCAAGGCUCGGAGGGCAUUCGGUAGCUACCGAGGGCGCACGGCGCUGCAGGAGGAUGGCUUAGGGGAUGCCUCCCUCAUCAUCCGCAACGUCACCCUGCAGGACUACGGCCGCUACGAGUGCGAGGUCACCAACGAGCUGGAGGACGACGCCGGCAUGGUCAAGCUGGAUCUGGAAGGUGUGAUCUUCCCCUACCACCCACGCCUGGGUCGCUACACGCUGAACUUCCACGAGGCUCAGCAGGCGUGCCUGGAGCAGGAUGGCAUCCUGGCCUCACACGACCAGUUGCACCAAGCCUGGCUGGAGGGCAUGGACUGGUGCAACGCUGGCUGGCUGGAGGACGGCUCCGUGCAGUAUCCCAUCUCCCGGCCCCGGGAAGAGUGCGGCAGGAAGGACACUCCGGUGGGAGUCCGCAAUUACGGCUACCGCCACAAGGAGAGUGAGCACUACGAUGCCUUCUGCUUCACCUCCAACCUCAACGGCAAAGUCUACUUCCUGAAGACCUACCGCAAGCUGAGCUACUCGGAGGCGGUGCAAGCCUGCAAGAACAACGGGGCGGCGGUGGCCAAGGUGGGGCAGCUGUACGCCGCCUGGAAGCUGCAGCUGCUGGAUCGCUGCGAGGCAGGCUGGCUGGAGGACGGCAGCAUUCGCUACCCCAUCGUCAACCCCCGCGCCCGCUGCGGCGGCGCCGAGCCCGGCGUGCGCAACCUCGGCUUCCCCGACAAGAAGUACAAGCUCUUCGGCGUCUACUGCUUCAAAACAGCUGGGGGAGCCCCCCAGGAGAAAGCUUUGGCUGGUGGGGGGCACUCCAAUCGUGUGUGAGGUUUCCUCCCUCUCUAACGGGAGAGAUUUUCCCCUACCCCUCGCCCCCUUCUUCCCUGCCGUCCCUUUGCAGUCCCCGCUCCACACCCCCCAGACUGGGUUUAUAAGAAGGGGGGGGGGGGGGGGGGGGGAGGAAAAUCUCAUCCUCACCCUCGCCCGUGGGCUGGUCUCCCCGGCGUGGCUGCCCGCUGGGACGUGGCAGCGUGGGGAGCUGCGGGGCAGCCUCCGCGGUGGACUGGGAGAGAGGUGCCCGCAGGUGCCACGGCUUGCUGGGUGGUGCCCCGGGUGGUGCCGGUGUGGCGCUGGUGCCGCAGGCUGUGAACAAAGCCCCGGGGUGGCUUUGGGGAAACUGAGGCAGUGGCAGGAGAAUGACUUUGAGACUGCGCUGGGAUCCGGGACUGGCUCUCAAUUUACUGCCUCUCGAGCAGCGUUUUGCAUGUGCUAAAAGCCCACCCGGAGCUAAGCAGGCUUGAGACCCCCCCCCCCCCACACACACACAUAUACACAUCUUGAUGUCCUCCUCCCAGCUCUGCACUCUCCCUGGGGCCAUGCAGCACCAAGCGACACACUCACUCCUCCUGAGCAGCCAGCAGAGGACCUGACCUGCCUGACUACCCCUCCAUACCCAACCCCCCACCUUGGCACUGGGCAGGCUUUAGGGCGAGGCAUGGGGGCACCAGGCUUGGCUUCAUUCAACCUGGGUAGCCAGGGGAGCACCCACAGCCCCUCCAGCCCCCGCAUGCACCUGCUUGCCACCCCAGGGGGCUAGUGCUGGGUGAGCCAGGGGGCCACACACUGCACCCUCAGGGCUGGGGCAGCUCCUUGAUUCUUGGCUUGGGGCAGAAGCUGCCGACGCUGUGGGCAGGAAGGUGGUGGCUGGGCACCAUUCCCUGUGCCCACCUGGCUGGGCACCAUCCUGAGGCUUUUGCAGCCCUGGCACUUGCAAGCUGGACGUAGAUGAAAUAAAAGCUUCGGCUGCUUCUGAGAGCUGA
This is a messenger RNA of Pogoniulus pusillus (Red-fronted tinkerbird), 2316 nucleotides long. RefSeq names its product hyaluronan and proteoglycan link protein 4 (gene HAPLN4). The coding region runs from base 200 to 1324 and encodes 374 amino acids. Gene Ontology annotation, biological process: cell adhesion; glial cell differentiation; positive regulation of neuroblast proliferation. Gene Ontology annotation, cellular component: perineuronal net; synapse. The transcript is spliced from 5 exons. Gene Ontology annotation, molecular function: hyaluronic acid binding. NCBI's taxonomy places the organism in Eukaryota, Metazoa, Chordata, Aves, Piciformes, Lybiidae. The record is from RefSeq and is a predicted model, not a curated record.